AUGCCACUUUCUCAAGACAAUUCUAUCACCUACGAACAAAUUAAUUCACUCAGGUUCGAAUCCAUACAAGCAGAGCUCGCCAAUUGGGAACAUAUCGUGUUUCAAGGUGACAUGGGUGACUCGCACAGACAAAGGGAAGCAUCUUCAAGCAGCGGCAAUCAUACAUCCAAGCCAGUCAACAAUUCCGCUGACAAUACAGGGACAGGACAUCAAUUUCACGGUGGUGCACCACCUCACGUUCCUGCUGAGGCAUAUAACUACCUUAUACAUGCAUUGCUUUCGAUGCAAGGAGCUAUACCACCCAAAACAGCACAUAACCAAUCGUUGCCAUACCCUCAAGGACAAUUCCCGGCGGGCCCUUCUACAUCCUCAGUUUUUUCCGGUGUGCCACACCAAGCCAUGCACUCUAAUCUACCCCCUGUGAUGUCGCCUACAGGACCCAUUCCACAUUUCCCCUCCACUAUGAUGACCACACAUUCAGGCUUCCACAGCACGGUCAAUGAGCCUACAGCGUUUGCGUCAUCAAGUACGGCUUCUCCAGAUGCAAGUGAUAACGCAGACGAAGCUGCUGCUAUUGCUGAAGAUAAGCGCAGACGAAAUACUUCUGCUUCAGCCAGAUUCCGGAUCAAAAAGAAGCAGAAGACGCUCAACCUCGAGCGAACUGUUACCGAUUUAACUGGCAGGACCGAGGAAUUGGAGCGAGAGGCAUCAGAGCUGCGACGAGAGAAUAGUUGGUUGAAGGAAAUCGUGCUAUUAAAAAGCAGAAGAAGGGGCGCAUUUGGUGGCUUACAAUCCACGGACUCCCACCAAGCAGGUACUUCAUCCGCACAGGGAGACGGUCAUGAUGAUGAUCCUAGCAGCGACGGGGAAGAAGGUCACGAGACACGCGGAAGGAAAUAA
Messenger RNA from Suillus bovinus, 900 nucleotides. RefSeq lists its product as uncharacterized. The transcript is spliced from 3 exons. Gene Ontology annotation, molecular function: RNA polymerase II transcription regulatory region sequence-specific DNA binding; DNA-binding transcription activator activity, RNA polymerase II-specific. Gene Ontology annotation, cellular component: nucleus. The coding region runs from base 1 to 900 and encodes 299 amino acids. Gene Ontology annotation, biological process: regulation of transcription by RNA polymerase II. NCBI's taxonomy places the organism in Eukaryota, Fungi, Basidiomycota, Agaricomycetes, Boletales, Suillaceae. The record is from RefSeq and is a predicted model, not a curated record.